AUGCUUCGCUGCACCGCUAUGAGCCUUACUGCCAAGCGCGUCUUUAUCGUCGGCGGCCACAUCACGCCCUUUGUGGGAAAAGGGUCUCCUCUCUUCAUUGACAAAAAGCACCCCGACUUUGGCAAGAAGGAGAACAAGACGCUGGAGGAGAUGCUGGCGGACAGCAUCAACGGCGCCCUGCAGCAGACCGGCCUUAAUGGCGACGGCCGUGCGGCGCUGGUGGACAAGUUGGUGGUCGGCAACUUCCUCGGCGAGCUCUUCUCCGCGCAGGGGCACCUUGGCCCGGCGGCGGUCGGCAGCCUGUGCGGCAGCACCGCGUUCAUGAACAAGCCGGCGAUGCGCGUGGAGGGGGCUUGCGCGAGUGGCGGCCUCGCAGUGCAGGUUGCGUGGGAGGCGCUGCUCGCCGGCACCUCGCAGAUUGCGCUCGCGGCAGGUGUGGAGGUGCAGACGACGGUGUCGGCGCGCGUGGGCGGCGACUACCUCGCACGCGCUGCACACUACAAGCGGCAACGCAGCCUCGACGACUUCACGUUCCCGUGCCUUUUCGCGAAGCGUAUGAAGGCCAUUCAGGAAGCGGGUCACUUCACGAUGGAGGACGCCGCACGCGUGGUGGCCAAGGCAUACGCCAACGGUAACAAGAACCCGCUCGCACACAUGCACACACGAAAGGUGACACUCGAAUUCUGCGCCAACGCCUCCGAAAAGAACCCCAACUUCCUCGGAAACGAGACGUACAAGCCGUUCCUGCGCAACACGGACUGCUCGCAGGUGAGUGACGGCGGCGCCGCGGUAAUCCUCGCCAACGAGGAGGGACUCAAGAAGAUCGGCAUCUCCGCCAACGACAGUCGCCUGGUCGAGAUCAAGUCGCUCGCCUGUGCUGCGGGCAACUUGUACGAGGACGCCGCCGACGCCACACGCAUGAUGACCUCGCGCGCGGCCGCACAGCAGGCACUCGCAUCGGCAGGCGUACGGCCAUCGGACCUGCAGGUGGCCGAGGUGCAUGACUGCUUCAGCAUAGCGGAACUGCUCAUGUACGAGGCCCUUGGCAUUGCCGAGUACGGCAAGGCGAAGGACAUCAUCCGCAACGGCGACACGAUGCUGGACGGCCGCAUCCCUGUCAACACCGGCGGUGGCCUGCUCGCCUUUGGCCACCCGGUCGGCGCCACGGGCGUGAAGCAGAUCAUGGAGGUGUACCGCCAGAUGAAGGGACUCUGUGGCAAUUACCAGAUGAAGAAUAUACCUGCACUUGGCGCGACGCUGAACAUGGGUGGCGAUGACAAGACCGCUGUCUCGACCGUCCUCGGAAACAUCUAA
Messenger RNA from Trypanosoma grayi, 1314 nucleotides. Its product is annotated as 3-ketoacyl-CoA thiolase. Lineage: Eukaryota; Euglenozoa; Kinetoplastea; Trypanosomatida; Trypanosomatidae. Bases 1 to 1314 code for a protein of 437 amino acids. The record is from RefSeq and is a predicted model, not a curated record. The transcript has a single exon. Gene Ontology annotation, molecular function: acyltransferase activity, transferring groups other than amino-acyl groups.